This is a messenger RNA of Corylus avellana, 1482 nucleotides long. The record is from RefSeq and is a predicted model, not a curated record. NCBI's taxonomy places the organism in Eukaryota, Viridiplantae, Streptophyta, Magnoliopsida, Fagales, Betulaceae.
AUGUUGACUACACCUGCUGUGGUGGUGCAACAGAAAUCGCCUCAAGGCUUCUUCAAACUCAACUGGGACGUUUCUCUUAAUGUGAAGCGGCAACAAAUGGGAAUGGGGAUUGCAGUCCAGGAUCAUGAUGAUGGCUUGUUGGCCUCCUUUCGUGCUACAAUGGAGAAAAAUGCACAAAGUUCAAAUGCCAAUGUUGGUGAUACAUCAUCGCCAACUUCUGAUAUCCCAAUUUAUGAAAAUUCUCCUAAAAAACCUCGGAGAGUUGAUGCCAAUCAAUUUGAUAUUAGUUCAUUGGAGUAUGAUCCUGGAUUGCGUCGUCAGAUAUGGGAUAAUGAUGUUAAUCAACGAGAUGAAAUUCGAAGAGCUUACAUUAAAGCUGGUCCGUACCGACGUAAUAUCUCAAAGUACCCAAAAUCUGGACAAGCAAAUCACCUUCGUAGCUUUCAACCUUCGUGGUUCCUGCUAUUUCCUACAUGGCUUGAAUAUUCACCUGAUAAAGAUGCACCUUUUUGUCUUCCAUGCUUCCUCUUUAGUAAGCCAUCGGGGCAUCCUACGCAACGUGUAUUCACUAUAGAUGGAUUUAAGAAUUGGAAGAGAGUUAGAGAUGGAAAACAUUGUGCAUUUCUCAAUCAUAUAGGGAAAGAUCCUAAUUCAUUUCACAUAAUUGCUGAGAGGUCAUAUGAAGACUUGAAGAACCAAUCUCAACAUAUACAAAAUGUGUUUGAAAAAGCCACUUCUGAACAAAUUGCAAACAAUCGACUGCAGUUGAAAGCCUCAAUUGAUGCUGUUCGAAUGCUUGCAUUUCAAGGUGUUGCUUUUAGAGGUUGGGAUGAAAGUGUGAGUUCAAAGAAUCAUGGAAAUUUUCUUGAAAUAUUAGAUUUGACGGUUUCAUAUAAUGAACAGAUUGCUGAAGUGAUAGUUAAAGUUCCAAAGAAUGCCUCUUACACAUCACCAACGAUACAAAAAGAAAUUUUACAUGUUUUUUCAACCAAAGUGAAAGAGGCAAUCCGUGAUGAAAUUGGUGAUGCAAGGUUUUGCAUAAUUGUUGAUGAAGCUCGUGAUGAGUCAAUGAAAGAGCAAAUGGCUAUAGUUUUAAGAUUUGUUGACAAAAAUGGCUUCGUGCAAGAACAUUUUUUUGGGCUUGUUCAUGGAAACGACGGUGCAAGUAACAUGCGAGGUGAGUUGAAUGGGUUACAAGCUUUGGUUUCAAAUGAUUGUCCAUAUGCCUACUACAUUCAUUGUUUUGCACAUCGUUUGCAAUUGGCAUUAGUUGCAGCAUCAAAAGAAGUUAUUUCCAUUCAUCAAUUUUUUACCAAUUUGAGUUCUAUUGUCAAUAUUGUUUGUGCUUCAUGCAAUCGAUUUGAAGAAUUGUGGGUUGCUCAAGCUGCUGAAAAUCCUUACAUGAUUGAAAUUGAUGAGAUUGAGACUGGAAGGGGACUUAAUCAAAUUAGUACUUUACAACGGGCUGCAGAUACUCGUUAG